AUGUUGUCUCGCUUCAGGCCAUGGCACGGGCUACCGAACCUGCGUCCUAGGUUGCUGGUUGCACUGGGAUCCUAUAGCCUUGUUCCAGCAGUCCUUAUUCUGCUCGACGAGCCCACCUCCAACAGCCACCCCAUCGAUGAUCUGGUACUCGAUGCAGGCCGAACCCAUGAUCUCUUGCUUACUCAGAGAUCCACAAAGAUUGGAGAUGCUGCUGCCAAAUAUCGUACUCGAAGGGGCAGACACCCCCCGCCUGGGUUCGACAAAUGGUUUGAGUAUGCGAUGAGGCACAAUGCAAUCGUCGUUGAACAGUUCUUUGACCGCAUCGAACACGACAUCCGACCAUUCUGGGCCACAGAAGCAAGACUUACAGCGUACCAAGCGUCAACUUGGGACAAUCUCGUGAGAGUCCGCGAUGGGAAGGCAUACAGUGUUGGUGAUGGGGAGGACCGUGUGCCGUGGCUGGGGUUGUGGGCCUCUCUCAUCGCGGAAGCGGCCGAAUUUUUGCCAGAUGUAGAUAUGCCGAUCAAUUAUAUGGACGAGACGAGAGUUUUGGUAAAGUGGGAGGAGAUCAACGAGCUGGUGAAAGCCUCAGAGCUGAACAAGAAAAUUACGCCGCCUACCGAGACGAUUCAGGACUUCAAGGGUUUGGACGACCUAGACAUCUGGUCAGCGUAUGCAAGCAACCCAGAAUGGAUCACAAAAGGAGCGCCCAAAUACUGGAAUCUGACCAGGUUAGCUUGCGCACCGGAAUCUCCUGCAAGAAACACACCUGCACUAGAGGAUUACUCCCAGCGGCCUAUAUUUCCUAGCGAUUGGAACCCUUCCUAUUCCCAGAAUGGAUUCGUGAAGAAUUUUACUGCAGCCUCAGAUCCUUGCCUCCAACCUCACCUUCGAGGCUUACACGGGACUUUCGUCGAACAAAUCACAAUGUCUACGACUCAGUCGCUCAUUCCACUCUUCAGCGGUUGCAAACUGCCUAUGAACAACGCGAUUCUGAUCCCUGGCGCCAUGUACUUGACUGAUGAUGCUCGUUACUCUGGAGGCAACAGCCAUGGCUCGCCCUGGAUCCUGAAGAAAGACGGUAUUGUUUGGCGUGGUGUCGCUUCCGGCGGGCGCCAUAAGAAGGAGAACUGGACACACUUCCAACGUCUUCGAUUGGUCCAAAUGCUCAAUGGCACUACUGUGUCUGGUGUCGAGCAACGUCGAGCCAAUGCUUCAACCUUCGAGAUGCCGUCGACGCCCUACAACAUCUCGAUUGAUCACGAGGGCCAUAUUGGUGAAUGGUUAAGAGGCAUAUCAGACGUUGGGUUCGUGGAUUUGUUAUGCUUUCCCCGCGACGACUGCAGCUAUUUAACACCAUACUUCAGCCAAGUCGAUGUAAUUCCCAUGGAGGAACAGUUCAAGCAAAAGUACAUUCCAGAUAUCGAUGGAAACAGCUUCAGUGCUCGGUUCAGAAGUCUUCUCUUGUCUACGUCGCUACCCCUCAAGAGCACUAUAUAUGCGGAGUGGCAUGAUGAUCGCCUGUUGCCGUGGUUGCACUUCGUGCCACUGGACAAUACAUUGCAGGAUCUGUACGCCGUGCUCAACUAUUUUACGAAAGAUAAGAAAGGCGAUACUGCGGCACAAUAUAUCGCGGAGUCAGGGAAAGCUUGGAGCGAAAGAGUUUUGAGACACGAAGAUAUGUUGCUAUACGUUUGGAGAUUGCUUCUUGAGUUUGCGCGGGUCUGCGACGAGAAUCGAGAACGGCUGGGCUUCGUGGAAGACCUGACUUGA
Messenger RNA from Truncatella angustata, 1773 nucleotides. Its product is annotated as glycosyltransferase family 90 protein. The coding region runs from base 1 to 1773 and encodes 590 amino acids. The record is from RefSeq and is a predicted model, not a curated record. The transcript has 2 exons. Lineage: Eukaryota; Fungi; Ascomycota; Sordariomycetes; Amphisphaeriales; Sporocadaceae.